Lycium ferocissimum is the source of this 2155-nucleotide messenger RNA. Its product is annotated as WAT1-related protein At5g47470. NCBI's taxonomy places the organism in Eukaryota, Viridiplantae, Streptophyta, Magnoliopsida, Solanales, Solanaceae. Gene Ontology annotation, cellular component: plasma membrane. The transcript is spliced from 8 exons. Gene Ontology annotation, molecular function: transmembrane transporter activity. The record is from RefSeq and is a predicted model, not a curated record. The coding region runs from base 474 to 1520 and encodes 348 amino acids.
CCCUAUUACAGGAAUGAAAUGACUGCCAUUAUUAAUUAUAUAUGACCUCUUUGACAAGAACCUUGACAGGUAGAUCAUUGGAAGAAGAUUGGUUGUGUUUCUUAUCUGAAUGUUAGCUGAAGAGGAAAAGAAAAGCAAAAAAGGAGAUACUACCAAAUAAUUAUUUUGGAAAAAUAGCUAGAGAAGAAAGAAAGUGUCUUCUUUAUUUUUAUUUUUCAUGCAUGCAUGCAUGAAUAGGUAAAGGAAGAAAAGAAGGACAAGUUAAGCCAGACGGAUCAGAAAUUCUUUAUGAACAAAGGCAAAGAAGGAAACUUAAGGCAGAGGGAUCAGAAUUUCUUUGUGAACAAAGGCGAAGAAGGGCAAAUUAAACCAGAGGGGUCGGAAUUGUUUUUGUGAACAAAGCCGAAGGAGGGCAAAUUCAGCCAGAGAAAUAUUGGAAAUUUCUUCUUUGUGAACAAAGAGAAAACAUAAUUAUGGGAUCUUCAAGUAGAAAGAGGGAUUUUUUUGAAGAUUUUGCAAUAAUAGGAGGAUUAAUAGGGGUACAAUUCAUGUAUGCAGGAAAUUCAGUGGUUUCUAGUUAUCUUAUGUCGUUAGGUUUCAAGCCUUCAUCUCUCAUAAUCUUGUCUUCAUUGGCCACUUUUCUCAUCCUUUGUCCCUUUUCCUUCAUGUUUGAAAGGAUUCAAUGGCCCAGGCAAAUGAGUUUGAAGUUAUUGAUUCAACUAUUUCUUAUUUCAUUUGGAGGGGUCACAUUAUUCCAAUCUUUGUUCAUGAAGGGAAUCAAACUUACUUCACCUGCAAUGGCAACAGCUAUGCCAAAUCUUGCACCAGGACUCAUCUUUCUCAUUGCUUGGGCUUUUGGAUUAGAGAAAGUGGAGCUAAGAUGCAAAUACAGCAGAGCUAAAAUUGCAGGGACAUUAUUGUGUGUUACGGGGGCUAUAUUGAUGAGCCUAAUGCAAGAUAGCACAAAAUCCCAAAAAGAUUUACCGUCUUCACAUCCUGAUCACAAGGACAACUUGUUUGACUCAGAGAAGAUCAAAGGUUCAUUGUACCUCAUGGCAGCUAUUGUCGUGUUAUCGAGCAAUAUCGUCUUGCAGGCAGCAACACUCGGAAAUUUUCCGGCACCAAUCUCCUUGUGUGCUAUAACUUCACUUAUAGGCAUGGUAUUGACUGGAUUUGUACAAUUUAUUCAACAAGGUUCCUUGGAGAUUGGAUUGCCCCUCUUAAGUAUCCGCGAUUUAGUUGGCUACUCAGUAUUGGCAGGUAUUGUUAGUGGAGCAUGUGUGAGUUUCAAUAAUUGGGCAAUGAAGAAAAGAGGGCCAGUGUUAGUAUCUGUAUUUAGUCCUGUUGGAACUGUGUUGACUGUGGUUCUUUCUGCUGUCACAUUAAGGGACACAAUAACAAUUGGAAGCCUUGCUGGUAUGUUUCUGAUGUUUACGGGUCUAUAUUUCGUGCUAUGGGCUAAAAGGAAAGAAGGAUUUCUAAAUAAUAAUAUGUCCAACUCUUCAUCAGAAAUAGCAUGACGGAAUAUAGCUGACUCUAACAUAUUUGGGACUGAGGCGUAGUUAUUUUUGCAGUAGCAUGAAGGAAUAUGAGAAUCAACAUGAUGUUGCUGUAUAUCUGGUUCUAAAGCCCCUAUUCACUUGACCAUAGUUUUAUUUUUAUUCACUUUUGGAAGCAGAAAAUGGUAGAUUUUGAUCACAUAUGCAAAUGAUCUUUUUGUAAAAACUUAUAUAUAUAACCUCCGGGACAGGGGAUUGGAUCAAUGAUGAUAUUGUCACAAUCAGUACUCCUAGUACAUUUUUCUGUUGUUGCUCCAUUAGCCUCUUUUUGAUAGAAAUACGUACCAAGUCAUGCUUCAACACAAGGAUAAUCCUGUUUAAAUUAUGAAAUUACUGGUGUCAAAUUCAGCCCCGAAAAUAUUAUCAUUCAAUUCGUCCAAGUUUGAGCAGAUUGGACUGGGUACACACACACGCAUAUAUAAGAACUUGAGCCAAUUUGGACAACCUAUGUAGUUCGAGAUAGUAAUAGAAGGUCACUCACUUAUGAGUAAUGGUCUCUCAAAGUUAUUUUUUUUUUUAACAAUAAGGUCACCCAACUUUCCCAAUAUCACUUCAAAAGUCACUCAAUUAAUAUUUGGCUAACAAAAUAUGACAUG